Molecule: messenger RNA, 270 nt
Organism: Neoarthrinium moseri
Lineage: Eukaryota; Fungi; Ascomycota; Sordariomycetes; Amphisphaeriales; Apiosporaceae
Exons: 1
Coding region: 1-270 (89 amino acids)
Source: RefSeq, a predicted model, not a curated record
AUGACGGCAGCGACGGAUCCUAGCAUCUCUGCCGGGCCAGAAGGAACGAUUCAGGUCCAGGUGCAGAUCAUGGCCAGCCUCAUUGCUUUCAUGGGCGCUGCCUGGGUCAUCCUGGCCAUGUUAUUUGCCUUCCAUUUUCGCAAAGCGCCAAUCGGAGACACUGUUCAUUUACGAGUUCGAAGAUCAGAUGAUGUGAAAAACGACAUAGAACACAUCGAGUCUAUCGAGCUUGACGAUUUCAGCAUAUUUCGGGUGACAGAUACACCGUGA